AUGCAAAGACCCACUAAGGAUGACUGUCUGAGCCGUGUAACAGGUCAGUCCCAGGUGGUUGGUCCAUCUCAGUCAUUAGUAGCAUUGGUUGGUGUUGACAUCAGUUUGCCAUGCUACCUGGAACCUGCUGUGGAUGCUUCAGACAUGACAGUGGAGUGGGCGAGACCUGACCUGGACCCUAGGUUUGUCCAUGUGUGGCGUGAUGGUGCGGUACUGGAGAAUAAAAAACAUCCGUCCUACGACGGAAGAGCUUCACUCUCUAUAAACAACCUGAAGCACGGAGACAUUUCACUGAAACUCUCCCAAGUGAAACUCUCUGAUGGGGGAAAAUACAAAUGCUUCAUUCCUACUUUGGGUAGAGAAUCUACUGUUGAGCUUUUUGUUGGUGUCGUCUCAUUCAUAACAAUCAGCUUAGUGAGGACUGAGAAAGACAAAGUCAGCAGUGGAGAGCUAGAAUGUACAUCUGAAGGCUGGUAUCCAGAGCCUGAGGUGUUUUGGCUGGACGGUGAGGGAAACCUCCUCUCUGCUGGACCUACAGAGACAGUCAGAGGUCCUGAUUACCUCUAUACUGUCAGCAGCAGAGUGACUGUGGAGAAGAGACACAGCAACAACUUCACCUGUAGAGUCCAACAGAAGGACAUCAACCAGACCAGAGAGACAGAAAUCCGAAUUCUAGAUCCCAAGAUGCACCAGAGAGAGCUGCUCAUCAGAGGAAGUACAAAAGUAAAGGAUUUGGUUCAGGAAAGCUUACAGGAGAAAGAGGAAGAGCAGAAGGACCUGGUGCAUGUGAUUUCAGUACUGAUGCAACAGAAGAAAGAACUGGAGAUCUUGAGGGACAAACACAUAUCACAGCUGACGGAGGUGGAGGGAGAGUGGACAGAGAUUGAGAAGGAACUCAAGCCAAUAAAUAGUAAAUACAGUUGGAAAAAAGAGGACAGACAGCGCACUCUAUCAGAUGUCAAACUGGAACUGGAAAAGAAAAAGACAGAAUACAAUAAAUCUUUACAGAGCAACGUGGAAACACUAAAGAAAACAGAGGAUGUGAUUACAAGAAUGACGGAAAAGAAGAAAAAAGUAGAAAACCAGAUUGAUAAAAUUAAGGAACAACUUGAGAAGACAAAGAUAUGA
Messenger RNA from Micropterus dolomieu (smallmouth bass), 1128 nucleotides. RefSeq names its product butyrophilin-like protein 10. The coding region runs from base 1 to 1128 and encodes 375 amino acids. The record is from RefSeq and is a predicted model, not a curated record. Lineage: Eukaryota; Metazoa; Chordata; Actinopteri; Centrarchiformes; Centrarchidae. The transcript is spliced from 4 exons.